AUGUCAUUACCAGGUUCAUUUGACUUAACUCCAGAAGAUGCUAAAUUAUUAUUAGCUGCUAACGUUCACUUAGGUUCUAAGAACGUUCAAGUAUGUAUCGAUGAAAUGAGACAGUGGUAGGGGCCAGUGGAUCGUACGGGAGUGAAAGUAAUAAGAAGGGCCAGAAAUCAACGAGAGAUGUAUGAACGGUGGAUGAGAAGUAUGGAGAGGGCCACAGGAGGAGAUUGGCGUUGAUUUGAUAGUUCGGCCAUGGAUUCAACUACGUAGAUAUAAAAAGAAGAAGAGGGAUGGAAAUAGGCCAUAUGGAUGAAAGAAGAACUGAUAGACCCGUCACGACACCACCGGUGCUGCCAGACUGUCACCGCAUGAAAAAUUGGACUUUUACUAACAUUUUAUAGGUUCACAACAAGCCAUACGUCUACAAGACCAGACCAGACGGUGUUAACGUUAUUAACGUCGGUAAGACCUGGGAAAAGAUUGUUUUAGCUGCCAGAAUCAUUGCUGCUAUUCCAAACGCCUCUGACGUUGCCGUCUGUUCCACCAGAACCUUCGGUCAAAGAGCCGUCUUGAAGUUUGCUGCUCACACCGGUGCCACCCCAAUCGCUGGUAGAUUCACCCCAGGUAACUUCACCAAUUACAUCACCCGUUCUUUCAAGGAACCAAGAUUAGUUGUUGUCACUGACCCAAGAACCGAUUUCCAAGCCAUCAAGGAAUCUUCUUACGUCAACAUUCCAGUCAUUGCUUUGA
Molecule: messenger RNA, 747 nt
Organism: Debaryomyces tyrocola
Lineage: Eukaryota; Fungi; Ascomycota; Pichiomycetes; Serinales; Debaryomycetaceae
Source: the annotation of a GenBank genome assembly